AUGUUACUGAUAUGGAAAAAUGUAGGACAAAUUGGGGAAGAAGUGGGGAAAAUGGGUGUUGAUGGGAAUACUGAAAUUAUGGUUGCUCAUAAAGGAAAAGUGGAGAAUGAAGAAAAAUUGGUGAAGAUGAAGUCGAGAUCCAUGGAAGAGAGAAGUUUCUAUUUUAGUAGAGUCCUCCUGAAAAUUGGCUUGAAUCCUAUUAUGGUUACUGGUGAUAAUUGGAGAACUGCUCAGGCUUUUGCUAAGGAGGUUGGCAUUAUAGAUGUUAGGGUAGAAGUGAGAAAAGCUGAGGUUUCUUCUGCUGGUUCAGAAAACUUGGCAACGGUGGACAAGGAGCAACAACUAUUGGAGCUCGAGUUGGAUAUAAAAGUAAUGCUUUCACUGGAAGUUGUAAGCAUCACAUAUGACAAGCUUUUCAAUUGGUUGUGGGUGCAUUCCAACCAAAGUUCGAAGGGUACUUCGUGCUAUUGUGACACUGGACAAAUUUUGAUUGAGAGUACAUGCUCUGUUGAUCAUGUGGAGGAAGCUCUGAGCUCAUUGAUUCCUAUACUACUUAGUGUACAGUAUUUUCGAUUCAAUCCCGUGGAUGAACGUUGUGGUACGGAACUGGAUGAAACUGAUCCAGCGGUUUGGCUAAGGCUAGAGGAUGCUAUUGAUGAGUACGCAGUUCAGAAGUAG
Molecule: messenger RNA, 678 nt
Organism: Fraxinus pennsylvanica
Lineage: Eukaryota; Viridiplantae; Streptophyta; Magnoliopsida; Lamiales; Oleaceae
Source: the annotation of a GenBank genome assembly